Molecule: messenger RNA, 1310 nt
Organism: Phoenix dactylifera (date palm)
Lineage: Eukaryota; Viridiplantae; Streptophyta; Magnoliopsida; Arecales; Arecaceae
Source: RefSeq, a predicted model, not a curated record
GGAAAGAAAGAAAGAAACUGUCCCCAAGGGAGGAGCGGCUGAGCUUCCAUAAAAGGCACACCUCGGUCCCUGCGACAGAGAGGGCUGUCCGUUUCUCGCUCUCUCUGUCAUCUCUCUUCUGCUUCCCUUCUUUCCGCUAUCUCAAAAUGGCGGAACCCUUCACCUCACCCUCUGGCGAUGCGACCGCCCCCUCCCCAGCCCAUUUCUGGCGCCCCCUGGGUGGAGAGAGGGUGGAGCGGGGGAUUAGGAUUGGGACAGGAGAGGGAGGAGCUGUGGACUGGGGGCAGAUGAACAGUACGACGGCGGCGGUGGCACGGCCGCUCUUCACGAUGUCGCAGUGGCAGGAGCUGGAACUCCAGGCGCUUAUCUAUAAGUACCUGGCAAUGGGGAAUGUCGUGCCGGACACUCUCGUCCGCCACUUUCGCAACAGCGUCGAGUCCGUGGCGUCCCGUUACUACCACCACCCCUCUGCUUCUGCUUUGGGUUAUUCUCCCUACUUUGGAAAGGACCUGGACCCGGAGCCCUGGCGUUGCCGGCGGACGGAUGGGAAGAAGUGGCGGUGCUCCAAGGGGGCUUGCCCUGACUCUAAGUACUGCGAUCGCCACAUGCAUCGCGGCCGCAACCGUUCAAGAAAGCCUGUGGAAGCACCUCCACAGGCUCAAUCCCCUUGUGCAUCAACCGUGACAUCGCUUGCCCGGAGCGGUGGGAGCGGUGGUGGUAGCUCCCUGAGCAUUCCCCUGAACUCUCUUGCGGGUUCUUUCCCCAGUGGCGCCGGCUCCUCUCAGCUAUCAAUCUAUCCUGGUUCCUAUGGAAUUGCUGGAAAAGAGUUCAGGUACCCAUAUGGAACGAAAGGCGACUUGGACGAGCAUAGUCUCUUUUCUGAAGCUUCUGAAAGUACAGGGGGCCUUGGAGUUGACUCUUCCCUGGACAAUUCAUGGCGUCUCAUGCCAUCUCCGAUGUCAUCGCUUCCUCUUUUCAAAGCAAGGAACAACUCUUCUCUGCAGAGCAGUAAUCUUCAGUUUCCAGCACUGCAAGAUCCGCGGCAGGCUUCCAUUAGCUCUCUGUCAAAGCCAGAGCAGCAGCAGCAGCAGCAGCAUGCUUUCUUCAGUAGUGAGUUUGGGUCAGAACCUGCGAAGCAUGAAAGCCGAUCGCUCCGACCCUUCUUCGAUGAGUGGCCUAGGACACGGGAUAUGUGGUCUGACCUUGAAGAUGAGAGGACCAACCAGAAUUCUUUCUCCACAACCCAACUCUCAAUCUCUAUGCCGAAUGACAUCCUCUGGCUUCUCCACCACCAAUUCCAGAUCCCCUAA